Molecule: messenger RNA, 2485 nt
Organism: Scophthalmus maximus (turbot)
Lineage: Eukaryota; Metazoa; Chordata; Actinopteri; Pleuronectiformes; Scophthalmidae
Gene: ubac2
Product: UBA domain containing 2
Exons: 10
Coding region: 140-1207 (355 amino acids)
Molecular function (GO): protein binding; serine-type endopeptidase activity
Source: RefSeq, a predicted model, not a curated record
CUUCCGUAGGACGGUCCCCUUCCGUCCCCCGCCUCCGUCGCCUCGCAGCAUGGAGCCUCACUCCAACUUUCUUUAGCGUGGUUUCUCCUGUGGGACUCCCGGUGUUCGCCUGGAGCCUGUGACUCGUCUGGUGACAGUCAUGUUGACCUCCACCGGCUCCCGGGGCCUCUAUAAGGCUCCUGUGUGUAAAGGCCUCCUCCUGGUUCUGGGCGGUAUGACCGUGAUGCUCACCCUGCUGCCUCAGUACCAACACCUGUUUGUGUACAACCUGCAGCACCAGGUGUGGAGGUUGUUGUGCGGCAGGGUGGUCUGUCUGGACCUGAAGGACUCCUUUUGUAGCAGUCUGCUCAUCUACAACUUCAGGAUCUUUGAGAGGAGGUUCGGCACCAGGAAGUUUGCUUCCUUCCUGUUGGGCACUUGGUGUCUGUCUGUGCUGAUGGACUUCCUGUUAGCUCAGGCUUUCCAGUUUCUAUUUGACUAUGAAGUCGAGGAACUGCCUGCGGGACUGCUCGCUCCCGUCUUCUCUCUGUUCGUGCCUUUCUACCUGUCCAUCCCCAGGAUGCCCGUCACCCAGGUCUUGGGCCACGUACACAUCACCAACAAGUCUCUGGUCUACGUAGUGGGCCUGCAGCUGUUGACAUCCAGUCCCUUCAUGUGGCUCAUUGCUCUCAGUGGACUGAUCUCAGGCGGCCUGUACUACUCCGAUGUUCUGCUGUUACACAGGUUCCUCUUUGUACCCGCCUGGCUGUCUCGCGUUGGACGGGUUCUUGUUGAGCCACUGUUCUCAAGCUCCCAGCCGAGCAGUGAGACGCCUCUCGGGAUGGGAGCCACACUGGACAUCCAGAGGCAGCAGAGGAUGGACCUGCUCGACCAGCAGCUGCUGCUGGCUCAGUACCACGAGGCCAGGAGCAGCACCAGACAGCAGCCGCAGGCUGGCUUGUUGCAGUGGACCAGGUUGUUUCCCUCCCUGAGACUCAGGGGACAGAACAGACCCCCGGUGCAGCCCCGCCCCCAGGCGCACACGCAGCCUCCACAGUUGGAGCCGUCCCCGGUGGCAGAGGAGCAGGUGGUUGUUCCCCUGUUGCACUGUUGGUUGAAAUGGGCUUUUCCAGGAUUGAUGCCCUUGAGGCCCUCAGAGCUUCAAACAACGACAUCAACAUGGCAACCAACUCUCUCUUGCAACACUGAGAGAGAGAGAGCUCAGUGAGAGAAACGAGGUGAAGGCAGGUAGAGAAGCAACCAAAGCACAGAGAAUGAAAGAUGGUGAAUGAUGAAGAAUAUGAGAGAAGACGAACCAGAUGUGUUCAGAUCAUCUGCUGUGCCACUAAGGCAGCGUCCUCCUCCACCUGAACGGAGCCUGACGGAGGCUGGGGAGUGAAGAAGUGCAAAGCACAACGUGGGAGACAUUUGUAUCACCACUCUCUGACGGUCAUCGUAGUGUGAAACAGGCAUCGGGGCAGACCACUCAGAGCUUUCCUCAAACACAUCGGACCACUGACUGAUGCUGAAGCAAACAGAUAAACCCUCCACACGGAUACCAACGUAUAGCAAUGUGAAGAAGUUUUAUAUAACCCGCUGUCAAGUACUGCAAUUAUACUUUAAAAAUGGCUGCUGUGUAACCAGCAGCUCAGACCCUGAUAACUGAUCAGAGAUUAUAAAACGAUACACAGGGUUUUUGACAGAAUGGAUCAGAAAAUAUUUUGUCAUCCUUCAGGUUUUGAACACUGUAUUUAAUUCCAUCAGGAGGUGCAGAGGUGGGGGUUAAAACUUGAGAAUACAUGAACAAUAUAAAAUACUCUUUAUGUUGCAGUGUUUCAUGGAAUUAGCAGGACAAAGCAGUCUGAACAGCGUCUGCAGGAGCCGCUUUUCUUCAGAGCCGACUGCUGUGGCCCGUUCCUCCCCAGGUUCACUGUCGGUAACCGGCAGGAUACGGGUUAGUUGGUCGGCUCAGGGUCUCCGAGGUGACUUCCUGUGGUCGUGACAUAUUCACAUGCACAGUGGCCUGUCGAGGGGGUCACGUUUGUCUCUUAUCAUUUAAUGCUGGCAUCUAUCUAACACACGUACGCACUCCUCAAGGGUUUAUUUAUUCUGUCUCGACUGAGUUUCAGUCUUUUCUCUGCCAGCACACGUCUGAAUCUUAGUAAGUCUUACUAGGCUGAUGAUAUCUAUGAUGCAAUAUCAUGACGAGAAAUGUCUGGAGACUAUGCACUGCAUAGUAAGUACUUUGUGUUUAAUAAUGUGCAAGAGAAGUGAUGCAGCCACUACAGUAUGUAUUGAUGUCAAAAACAGAUGCUAGUUUUAUAUUUUGUGCAUAAUAUUGAUAAUAUAUGACCACUGAGAUGAGUCUGUCAUUAGUGUGUAUGUGUUUUUGAGAGUGAAACAAUAGUUUAUGAGUGUGAUGAGGGAGUUGUUGCAUGGACAACUUUGGGAUGAACUGUAACGAAACAUUUGGUCUGUGGAUUAAAUCAACUUGCUUGACACAUCA